AACAAACCGGAAGCAGAAGACUGCUACGUCCAACAAAUGUUAGCUGUUCUGUACAUUUAUCAACCAUGGCAGAAAGGGCAGCACACAUCACUUCGGCUUCUUUCACGACCAAACCAUCAAUUUUUGAAGUCUUAGCGCAAGAGAGUUUGAUGACAACUAUUCGACCAGCCUUGAAACACGCCGUGAAGGUAUUAGCAGAAAGCAGACCUGAUAAGUUUGGCUGGAUGAUAAGAUGGUAUGAUGAAAUCUACACAACACUUGACUUGGUGCUUCAGAAUUUCUACCUUCGUAACCACUGUUCCUCCUUUGCUGAGAAUUUCUAUGGGAUCAAACGAGUGCCUUUAUCAGGAUCUAGUAGUGGUGAUAAACUUCCUCCAGAGAUCCUGUUGAAAUCUCUUAUCUGCCUGGCUUUGAUACCUUACAUCAAACAUAAGCUGGAUGAAAAGUUUGAAGAGAUGAGGCAUAAAUUUAACAUUGGCAGCAACCCCCAGCACAGCCUUGUUGCGAGUGUGUCGAAGGCGUUUGUAGGUGUCUACCCCUACAUCCACAUGACGUGGGAGGGCACUGUGUUGUGGUAUCAGUUAGCUUACAUGUUUGGGAGGGGAAGGUGGCACACACCCUUUGUACGCCUAGCAGGGGUUGAGCUCACUCACGUACAGGAGGACGACCUCACUCCCACAGCUAGCUCACCUAUAGACUGGAACACUGCUAGCACAUCUGCACGACUUGGGUACAUUGGUGAGCGGGCUCUAAACUUGACGGCCACCUCCUUGUCCACGGGACUAUCUGUGGGCGUGUUCUUCCUACAGUUCCUGGACUGGUGGUACAUCAGCGACUCUAACGCCCCAAUGUUGAUGUCACUUCCUGUCCCAGAUGCUCCAAAGUGUGAUACAGACCUGACCACACCCCCAUAUAAUGUCUGUCCAGUGUGUCUGAGGACAAGGACCAAUGACACUGCCCUGUCAGUGUCGGGGUAUGUGUUCUGCUACCCCUGUAUAUUUGAAUAUGUGAACAAACACAGAUGUUGCCCAGUAACCAGCUAUCCAGCCAAUCAAGAACACUUAGUAAAGCUGUAUCCCCCAGACUCUUGACGACAGAUACUGAAGUCAAACAUCUGAGUGAUCAUGUAUGGUUGUGACUCAUUUUUAAAUUAUGUUGAUGAAAGUUUUAUGCAUGAUUGUUGAAAUUUCAUUAAUUAAUUUGUUAUUGUUGAAAAUUGAAAUUAAUAAAUUUGCAUGUUUUAUUAAAA
Mizuhopecten yessoensis (Yesso scallop) is the source of this 1249-nucleotide messenger RNA. Its product is annotated as peroxisome assembly protein 12-like. Bases 66 to 1091 code for a protein of 341 amino acids. Gene Ontology annotation, molecular function: ubiquitin-protein transferase activity; protein binding; zinc ion binding. Gene Ontology annotation, cellular component: peroxisomal membrane; peroxisomal importomer complex. The transcript is spliced from 8 exons. Lineage: Eukaryota; Metazoa; Mollusca; Bivalvia; Pectinida; Pectinidae. The record is from RefSeq and is a predicted model, not a curated record. Gene Ontology annotation, biological process: protein monoubiquitination; protein import into peroxisome matrix.